AUGUCUGAGAAGGAGCAACCCGGACUCGCCCACGCUGAGAAUGGCGUGUACAACCCCGACCUGGCUCUCAUCGAGGCCGCACACAAGACGAGUGACGAAGAAGCCAACCUGUCGCGCAAGGAGCUCUUCUCCCGCUACGGGCCAGCCGUCAUCUACAGUGGUCUGCUGAGUCUGGCUUUGGUCAUGGAAGGUAUGGAUGUCGGCCUUAUCAACAACUUCUUCGCCCAUCCUGCCUACCUCAAGAGGUUCGGCUGGCCCAACGAGGCUGGUGAGAACCACAUCUCUUCGACCUGGCAGGCGGCUAUCGGCAACGGUAACAAUGCCGGCACCAUUGUCGGCCUUCUCAUCAACGGUUGGCUCCAGUCUCGCUUCGGUUCGCGCAAGGUUUACAUGGGAGCCAUGGUCGCCAUGGGCGCCACGAUCUUCUGCCUGUUCUUCGCUACGAACGUUGAGAUGCUCCUCGCGGGUAACAUUCUCUGCGGCAUUCCCUGGGGUAUCUUCCAGACUCUGACAACUGCCUACGCUGCCGAGAUUUGCCCCGCCGCUAUCCGUGGAUACCUCACUGCCUGGGUUUCCAUGUGCUGGGGUGCCGGAUCUUUCCUAGCUGCAGGUGUGCUUCGUGGUUCUCUCGACCUGCCAGGAGACGCUGGAUGGCGUGUGCCAUAUGGCCUGCAGUGGAUCUGGGUUGUGCCCCUGUUCUUCGUCGGCCUCUUUGCCCCUGAGAGCCCCUGGUACCUGAUUCGUCGUGGCCGUGUCGAUGAGGCUGAGAAGUCGCUUCGCCGUCUCGCUCGCAAGGGACACUACACCGACCAGACUAUGGCCGAGCUUAUCGCGUUCAUGAAGCACACGAACGAGAUGGAGAAGAUCGAAGCCGAGGGCGCUAGUUACAAGGACUGCUUCCACGGCACCAACCUACGCCGUACCCUUAUUACCUGCAUGACCUGGGUUGUCCAGAUUCUCAACGGUCAGGCCCUUACCGCUUACGCUGCCGUCUUCCUCCGGGCUGGUGGUAUGCCCACUCACCAGUCUUUCAACUUCAGCAUGGGAAUUCAAUCGACCAACAUCGUGGGCACUAUUAUUGCUAUUGUUCUGAUGGGUCGUAUUGGACGUCGUACCUUCUAUCUCUACGGUUCCUCGUUCAUCGGCCUUUGCAUGCUGAUUAUGGGAAUCUUGGGCUUCAUCAAGACUAACAACAUUCCUAUUGCUGUUGCUGUCAUCCUGAUCUUUGUUCAGCUCACCUUCAAGCUGUCGCUGGGUCCCGCCUGUUACGUCAUUGUCGGAGAGAUGUGCUCCAGCCGUGUCCGCGCUCAGACUCUUGUCCUCGGCCGCGCCGUCUACGUUACGGGUGUCAUUUGUGUCCAGCAACUCAACCCCCGCAUGCUCAACAAGGGAGGCGAUGCUUGGAACUGGGGAGCUAGGGCUGGUCUCCUCUACUUUGGUCUCUGCUUCAUUUGGGCUGUCUGGAUCUUCUUCUGCCUGCCCGAGACGAGGAACCGCAGCUUUGCCGAUAUCGACUACCUCUUCCAGAAGAAGGUGUCUGCCCGAAAGUUCGCCACUACCCCCAUCGACAUCUACGACCUUGCUGGUAUCGGCCAGACCAACCACAAGCUGGAGGAGGAUGACGCUGACGUUGUUGAGGUUCGCGAGGACAAGCGUCAGUAG
This is a messenger RNA of Verticillium nonalfalfae, 1662 nucleotides long. RefSeq lists its product as uncharacterized. Bases 1 to 1662 code for a protein of 553 amino acids. NCBI's taxonomy places the organism in Eukaryota, Fungi, Ascomycota, Sordariomycetes, Glomerellales, Plectosphaerellaceae. The transcript is spliced from 2 exons. Gene Ontology annotation, biological process: carbohydrate transport; transmembrane transport. Gene Ontology annotation, molecular function: carbohydrate:proton symporter activity. Gene Ontology annotation, cellular component: membrane. The record is from RefSeq and is a predicted model, not a curated record.